GCCGAAGACUGGCCUUCUGUCCGCCGUAGUAGAUUGGAGCUAGACAGUGAACCUCAGCUCCAGCAUCACCGACAGCUGCUUGCUCUAUCACUACGACGGGUGCAACAAUGCCCGCUUUGUCAGCACAGUGACCUCAUGUCCUUCGUCUGUCCACAGUAGUCCCUAACCCACUUUCCAUCACCGAAGGGCGGACCCCGCAUCUUUGCAUCCUUAGGGCCCCGCUCGCGAUGAUGACUCAAUCUUGAAGCUGACGACGUACAUACCACAUUAGGAAUUGGGAUUGUCAAGAGCGACUUCCCCAAUCACAAAAGGUUGCUUUCCAUUAUAGUCAUCAGAGGCGAUAACUGCUACAGUGAACGGUCAAGGCAUCACCUCGUUUGAGUCAAGACAGAACCCUGGUACGGUCAACACCAAGACAUCACGUCACCAUGGUGGGCUUAGACACAGUGAAGCUCGACUUCACCACCCUCGACGUCUUCACGGGCACCCGCUUCCUGGGCAACCCGCUCGCGGUGGUCUUCGUGCCCCCCGCCCUACGGGAGCGGCUCGACCAGGCGACCAAGCAGCGCAUCGCGCGGGAGUUCAACCUGUCGGAGACGGUGUUCCUGCACAUGCUAGAGAACGAGCCGAACCGUGACUACACGGCGCGCGAGAUCGACAUCUUCACCAUCGACGAGGAGCUGCCCUUCGCGGGCCACCCAACCAUCGGCUCCGCCUACCUGGUGCUACAUCAGCUCGGGUGGAGCCACGUCAACACGCUGCUGACCAAGGCCGGGCCGAUCCACAUCGAGGCGCUCGGCCAUGGCGGCGCCGCCGUCCGCGCGGCGAUCCCCCACGCCGUGCACAUCCACCAGCAAACCCUGGGCAAGCUGCUCGAGUCACCCUCCACCGCCGGUGAGGCGGCCAGCGCCAUCAAGAACGGCCUCUCGGCCGACUCUGAGAUCCGCGAAGCCGAGCUGGCCGCGCCCGCGGUGAGCAUCGUCAAGGGCAUGACCUUCCUGCUGGUGCGCCUCCCGAGCCUGGCGCACCUUGCGCGGGCACUGGAGGCGAAGAACCGGCUGGACUUCUCCCAGAUCCCGGAUCUGCUGGACCGGGGGGAGUGGCACAAGAGCUUUGUCGCGCGGUAUUACUACGUCCCGAUGGGCAGCAGCCCGUCGGAUGCGGAGGACGGGAGCAAGAACUUUGAGCUGCGGACGCGCAUGGUCGAGCUAGGGUUCGAGGACCCGGCCACGGGGAGCGCGGCGUCCACGUUGGCUAGUUACCUGGCCAUCAGGGAGAAGGCGGAGAAGGGCGCGCAGUUUGCCAUCACGCAGGGCGUGGAGAUGGGGCGGCGGAGUGAGAUUGCUGUUGAUGUGGUUGCGAAGACGGAGGCGGGGUCCAGUGAGGUGCAGAUUAAGGAGGUUUACUUGGGUGGUACGGCGGUUGUGGUCAUGAGUGGACGCAUAUCGGUCUGUAGACCACCCAUACGCGCCCUUCCGCACCGUCCUGAAGGAUCUAGCCUACACAACAUCAUCUUUUUUCUAGAGAAGCUGUGCAAUACAUUCAGGAUGUUGUGCGCACUUUCGGGCGAGGUUCCGGAGGAGCCUGUGGUGUCCAAGAAGACAGGAACCGUGUUUGAGAAGCGCCUGAUCCUCAAGUACAUCGAAGAGAACGGAAAGGAGCCCGGCACCGACGACGAGCUCGACCCCGAAGACCUGCUCCCGGUCAAGACAAGUCACGUUGUCCGACCACGACCGCCACAGUUCACGUCUCUUCCGUCGAUGCUCAAGGCCUUCCAAGACGAGUGGGACGCCCUGGUGCUGGAGACAUACAACACGAGGGAACAGCUGGCUCGGACGAGGGAGGAGCUGGCCACCGCCCUCUAUCAGCAUGACGCCGCCGUGCGGGUCAUUGCGCGCCUGACCAAGGAGCGGGACGAGGCGCGAGACGCCUUGUCCAAGGUCACCGUCGCCCCAACCGCAUCGGCUGGAGCCGCUAAUGGCGAUGCCAUGGCGGUGGAUAACGAGGGCCUCCCGGAGAGCUUGGUGGAGCACGUGCACGAACUGCAACAACAAUUGAUGAAGGGUCGCAAGAAGCGCCCCAUUCCCGAGGGAUGGGCCAGCUCGGACGAAGUCGCUGCCUUGCAACAAGCGGCUUACACAGAUCUGGCCGUCUCGCAAGCGUCGUCCCUCGAUGUCGAGACCGAGUCCGACUACGCGGUCGUGGGUGGCCUGGACGGCAAGGCCGACAUCUACUCGAUUCAGGCAAAUAAUGUGGAAAGAUCACUCGAUAUUGGCGAGCCAGUUACCGCCACCGUUUGGACAGGGAGUAAGGUUAUAUUGGCGACCUCUAAGGGAUCCGUCAAGGUGUUUGACAGUGGCAACGAAACGGCGUCCUUCCAGGUCCAUGCAGGCGCUGUGACUGGUCUGGCCGUACACCCUGGCGGACGGAUCUUGGCAUCAAUUGGUGUGGACAAGAGCUUUGUCUUCUACGAUCUCGAGUCCUUGGAAAAGGUCUCGCGGGUAUACACGGAUGCUGCGCUUACUGCUUGCGCAUUCCACCCCGAUGGCAACCUCUUCAGCGCCGGGUCACAGACGGGCGACAUCAAGAUAUUCAAGACCGACACGGGCGAACAAGCCGAAACCUUCAACCUCGGGACCCCGGUCCAGACCGUCGUCUUUUCCGAGAACGGGUUUUUGUUCGCUGCGUCUGGGAAGGGCCAGUCCACGACCACCGUUUUUGAUCUCCGGAAGUCGGGCCCCGCGGCCCAGGUCAAGGAACUGCAGACCGGUGACGCCCAGGCCUUAGCAUGGGAUUACACCGGCCAGUACCUUGCCACGGCCGGGUCAACUGGUGUGACGGUGCAGAUGUAUCAGAAGAGCUCCAAGUCGUGGUCCGAGCCGUUCAGAACCAGCGCGCCCGCUGUUGCCCUUCGGUGGGGUGCUCAGGCCAAAUCACUCGUCGCGGUGAGCAGGGAGGGCGUUGUGUCGGUGCUUCGGCCCAAGGAGGAAUGAUCAAGGGGAAGAGGGGUUUAGAACGGCUUGUCUCAUAGUGAUCUGUGGUGUGUGUGUGCUGGCUUCUGGCGCCUGAAAAUUUGAUACCUCCAUUGGAAGACUAAUCGAAUCUUUUUGCACAUGCGGUGAACCGAACUUCGCGAGGCACUGUUUCGCAGGCAGGAACAUUUGUUGGUUACACCAAGAGGCCGGGACGGUGAAAGGCUAAACAGACUGUGCUUGUUUGUACUCUCCCUGGCGAUGCCCAUUCCAAAAUACUAGCGAAACCCAU
This is a messenger RNA of Chaetomium strumarium, 3264 nucleotides long. RefSeq lists its product as uncharacterized. The transcript has 6 exons. Gene Ontology annotation, biological process: protein ubiquitination; DNA repair; mRNA splicing, via spliceosome. Gene Ontology annotation, molecular function: ubiquitin protein ligase activity; protein binding. The record is from RefSeq and is a predicted model, not a curated record. Gene Ontology annotation, cellular component: Prp19 complex; U2-type catalytic step 1 spliceosome; cytoplasm. Lineage: Eukaryota; Fungi; Ascomycota; Sordariomycetes; Sordariales; Chaetomiaceae. Bases 429 to 2993 code for a protein of 854 amino acids.